GCCCCCGUUGCCCAGCGCGGGCGCCGGGGUGCGGGGUGCGGGGUGGGGGGCGGAGCUCGGAGCCGAGGGGAGACCCGGCGUCGGCGGCUCGGAGCCGCGCGAGGUUGCGGGGGUCGAUCUCCGCGGGACCCGCUGCGCCGCGGCCCCGAGGCGGCGACAUGAGCGCCGCGGGGCUGCUGGCUCCGGCGCCCGCUCCGGCUGCAGCGCCGGCCGCCCCGGAGUACUACCCGGAGGACGACGAAGAGCUGGAGAGCGCCGAGGACGACGAGCGCAGCUGCCGGGGCCGAGAGUCGGACGAAGACACCGAGGAUGCCAGCGAGACCGACCUGGCGAAGCACGAUGAGGAAGACUAUGUGGAGAUGAAGGAACAGAUGUAUCAGGACAAACUGGCAUCUUUGAAGAGGCAGCUGCAGCAGCUGCAGGAAGGUACGCUACAGGAGUAUCAGAAGCGGAUGAAGAAGCUGGAUCAGCAGUACAGGGAAAGGAUCCGGAACGCAGAGCUCUUCCUGCAGCUGGAAACGGAACAGGUGGAGAGGAAUUACAUUAAAGAGAAGAAGGCGGCUGUGAAGGAGUUUGAAGACAAGAAGGUGGAACUGAAGGAGAACCUAAUUGCCGAGCUGGAGGAGAAGAAGAAGAUGAUCGAGAAUGAGAAACUCACGAUGGAGCUGACCGGAGAUUCUAUGGAGGUGAAACCCAUCAUGACCAGAAAAUUGCGGAGGCGACCAAACGAUCCUGUCCCCAUUCCAGACAAGAGGAGAAAACCGGCUCCUGCUCAACUAAACUACUUGUUAACAGACGAGCAGAUCAUGGAGGACCUGAGAACGCUGAACAAGCUUAAGUCACCCAAGAGACCAGCUUCCCCAUCUUCUCCUGAACACUUGCCUGCCACACCUGCAGAGUCUCCAGCCCAGAGGUUUGAGGCUCGGAUAGAAGAUGGCAAACUGUACUAUGAUAAGAGAUGGUACCACAAGAGCCAGGCCAUCUACCUGGAAUCUAAGGACAACCAGAAACUGAGCUGUGUGAUCAGUUCAGUGGGUGCCAACGAGAUCUGGGUGAGGAAGACCAGCGACAGCACCAAGAUGCGGAUCUACGUGGGCCAGCUGCAGCGUGGGCUCUUCGUGAUCCGCCGGCGAAAAUUCUUAACUUACCGGGACUAGCUCCUUGGCCUGGGACAUGGGGAGCACUGUGGAGUCUUCAGGGCGCUCACAUGGCUGCCACCUCCAUCUCUGAGCCGCUCUUUCCUGCCUCGGCCUCUUCCAGAACUCAGUCACCAGAGAGACUCUUGCUUUCGGAGUAGUGGGGUUCACCCAGCUUCCUUGAAUUCCUCUCUUGUCUUGUUGUUUAUACUUGAUCCUUUUUUCAGACCUCCUUUGAGUUUGAAGGGAAGCUCGUUUUAACAAUUGUCUUUAGGCCUUUGAAGAGCAGUGGGUAUGCUUUCCCGCCUAAUCCGUUGGGCAGAUUGUGUGCCUGCUUCCCGAGUUGGGCCCUGAAACGUGGGGCAGGGUUCUCCUGGCUCCGUUUUCUUGGAGAAAUAAAUGAUAUAGAACAUC
Messenger RNA from Mus pahari (shrew mouse), 1550 nucleotides. RefSeq names its product SDS3 homolog, SIN3A corepressor complex component (gene Suds3). Gene Ontology annotation, biological process: negative regulation of transcription by RNA polymerase II. The record is from RefSeq and is a predicted model, not a curated record. The transcript has 13 exons. Gene Ontology annotation, molecular function: histone deacetylase binding. Gene Ontology annotation, cellular component: Sin3-type complex. Lineage: Eukaryota; Metazoa; Chordata; Mammalia; Rodentia; Muridae. Bases 159 to 1157 code for a protein of 332 amino acids.